UACUAUGAAACUACUUUGACUGGAGUACACUACAAAAAAGAAUUCAAUUCGCUUCACUAAUUUGCAUCAGCGUUUAAUUGCCGUCGCUAAAGCUUACUCUUUCGCGACAGAAAAAUUUGACCGUCGCAAUUGUAUAGAGAUUUUGCGACCGUAUUAACUGCCGUCGCCCCUAGUGGUCGCCAACCACUAUGAAUUUGCUUCGGCAAGCAUUAGCCGUCGCAAGUUUUUAACAGUUUGCUACUGCAAAACACUUCCCGUCGCUUUAGGGUGGUUAUCUGAACGAUUCUAUCUCUUUGAUUAAAAGAAAACUUCUUUUCUUUCUCUGCGCUGCUCUCUUUCUUCUUUGACCCCAUGACUCCAUCUCGAUCCGACACUGAUGAUUACUUUCAGAUUUCCUCUCUAGAUCUGCCAAAUUUGUAGCAGAAUGUAACAGCCGACUAAUUGCUUCGAUUUCGGUCCUGUCAAGUUUACCAGGCUAUCUACAAACCAAUCGUUCCUCUCAAGAUCCUUCCUCUGGGUGAGAAACAAAAGGAAAAGUGAUGGGACCAAAACCAAUGUUGAGAGGAACAAAGAGGGGUACAAGUGAACAGGCAAUUGGGUAAAGAAGAAAUAAAUCUAAUUGUAUUUUUUUCGGUGGACAUCAGUAUAAUGCGGCUAAAUCAAAGAAAACGAAACAAAGAACUUAAUUGGGAAAGGUGGGCAAGCAGAAGCUCACAUUAGCCACCCCAAUGCUGUUAAAUUGCCUGGAUUUGGCAUCAAUGGUGUUUGCAAACAGAGAUAAAGACAAUAUUUUAGCAGGGAUGAUAAUGAGUAUUCCCUUUCAAAAAUUUGGAGUAGAGACAUACAAUGUUGAAAAGGGAUUCACUCUCGGAUUACAUUUUUUCUCUGAAUCCCUGUGUAUAAAACCAACAUCUCCAGCUGCUUUCCAACAAGAGAAGCCUCCAUCAAAGUCACCAUCUACUGUUACACAAUAUCAGGCUUAUCCAUCACAAUCAACAUCACCGAAGACUGGGUUGGCUACCUAUGAUCUAUCUGAGCUGCAAAUUGAGGGUGAUGCAAAUUGCCAGUUUCGAGCAAUAGCUUAUCAGUUUUUCGCAAUCCAGACUACCAUAAGCAUGUUAGAAAGCAGGUAUGACUGAUCAAAGGCAUCUGCUUCAUUUCUCAUGUUAGCUCUUUCCCGAGAUAGGCAUUUCUCUGCCUUGCUUUAGUUACUGUUAGGCAAAACUAAUACCAGAAUUUUCAAAACAAAUAAAUAGUCUUUGUGAGCUUAAGAGUUUUACACUAUGAUGGAAGGCAAACAUUUAUCAGAUAUUCAAGUGUUUUUUCAAUUAUCUCAAUGUUUACUUCACCGCUAACAGAUCACUUUUAACUUGCUUUCAGACACUGCAAUUUCUGGGUUGCUUUAAUUUCACAUUUACCACACAUGUGAUUUAACAUAUAUCCAUUAUUUCAGAAAUUAGUGAUCAAGACAAGGAGCAUCGAGUUCAUGCCAUUCUAUCUUUCUCCUGCAACCUUCUUGAUCAGUCUCUCUUUCUUUGCAUACGGACUUUUCAGAGAAGAUCCAUUCAUAUAUGUAAGUAUUGUGUUUCCUGCUGACAAAAACCAAUUUUCAAUUCUAAAGUGCAAAUUUCAGCGGUUAAAUUAUCGCCUUAGCUAGGCAGCAAACACAUCUCACUUUAUUUUAUUUCUUGGCAACAGUUUACAUUUCAAUUGGCAAAAUAAAUAUACAUUUACAGUUCAUCAUACUCUUCUGAUUCACAUUUUCUACAAGUCUAAUUCUCUAGUUGAUUAUCCAUGUUUGACGAAUCUAUGAAUGUCAAGCAGCUUGAGAACAUAUUGUGAUCCAUGUCAACUUCCACUAUCGGAUAGCCUAUCUGCAGCAAAGCGCGGGCACGCUUUCUAGUUUUCUUUUGUUCUUUGGUUGAUGAUAAGUGUUGUUCAAUUGAUCAAACAUGUUUAUCAGCUAUAUAUGUAUUUGAAUCUGGUAUUCAUGUUUUGGUGCAUUUUAUAUAAAAUUUAUUAUUUGGCUUC
Rosa chinensis is the source of this 2031-nucleotide messenger RNA. RefSeq lists its product as uncharacterized. Gene Ontology annotation, cellular component: membrane. The coding region runs from base 729 to 1139 and encodes 136 amino acids. The record is from RefSeq and is a predicted model, not a curated record. NCBI's taxonomy places the organism in Eukaryota, Viridiplantae, Streptophyta, Magnoliopsida, Rosales, Rosaceae. The transcript has 6 exons.